Messenger RNA from Pipistrellus nathusii (Nathusius's pipistrelle), 342 nucleotides. The record is from the annotation of a GenBank genome assembly. NCBI's taxonomy places the organism in Eukaryota, Metazoa, Chordata, Mammalia, Chiroptera, Vespertilionidae.
AUGUCUGAUCAUGCAAAGGGAAAUUGGACUUUUACACGAGGGCACUUUAUAAGCAGAGACCUAAGUAUUUCAAGCACGUGGUAUUUGAUCAGGACACAAGAAGACCGAACAUGCAUUCUAAUACCCACGGGGAAAGUGGUGAUUGAGAAUAAAGUUCUAGGAGAUAAAACUGGGGAGGGGAAUAACCGGACAAAGUCAUCUCCCGUCAUGUAUGUUAAAUAUCCAAGUGUUCGUUAUAUAUUACCCCACUGCUCUAUAAACAAAUGCCAAACCUCCAAACCUCCUCUCAGUUACCCGCAGUGUCAUGAAAUGCCCACUGCUCACAGCUGUCCUCCUUCCUAG